Messenger RNA from Sardina pilchardus (European sardine), 2296 nucleotides. RefSeq lists its product as uncharacterized. The record is from RefSeq and is a predicted model, not a curated record. The transcript is spliced from 7 exons. Lineage: Eukaryota; Metazoa; Chordata; Actinopteri; Clupeiformes; Clupeidae. Bases 95 to 862 code for a protein of 255 amino acids.
GCGUUGGCAAGACGGAAGCUACUUUCCUUCCGACAGUAACAUUUAAUUAUUAUUUAUCAGAUUUAACUCCCAUUUAUUUAAUCAGUUCUUAAUAAUGAAACAGCAGGUGUUGACCCUUCUCUUGCUUACAGUCCACUUCUGUUCAUCUGAAAACCAAUAUUCGACACUCGGUGGAAGUGUUACUUUUUCCCCUGGACGUGACCAAAUCAGGAGCAUCGUGUGGAAAUUUGGGAACGAUAAGGUUGCAGAGUAUGAUCCAAUCUUCGAGCAAGAUGUCGCGUAUUAUGGAGAUUUCAAGGAACGAACAACGUUGGAUAUUAAUUCUGGCAACAUUACAAUAACUACGUUGACUGAAAAACUAAAGGGAACCUACUCAGUUGAGGUUAACAAUGAGGUGUUGGGGACGAAGUUUGUUAUCGAACUUGUUCCGAAAGUGAUAAUUGAGAAAAAAAUUAUUCUGAUUUCCUCUGAUGGGGUCACCUGUAAGCUAAACUGCACAGCCAAGCCAUCCUCUAUUGAAUACCCCCUGGAGUACAAGUGGAUUCCAAACGGACAGCCGAGCGAGGAAACGAAUAUACUGAUUGUCAAUAAGGACGAGUGGUCCAAAUCAUUCACUUGUAUUGCAAGUAAUCAAGGAAGUCGGGAUGAAGCUGCAGUAACUGCGAAAGACCUUUGUGAAGGAUCUGACCUUACAGUUCCAGUUGCAGUAGGAACAAGUUUUGGAAUAGUGUGUCUUCUAGCUCCAAUAGCUCUUUAUCUAAAAAAACGUGCUAAAACUGGCAACCCAACAUCAGACAGUUCUGCAUCUACCACCGCAACAUAUAGUAAAGCACCCUCGGGCACAGACAAUGACAAGGACUAGAAUUCAUCAAAUUGAUUGCUGAGCUGGUUGGGGAAGUUACAGGCCACCGGAACAGGAGCUCCCCGGUGUUCUUGGUUCAACAGUCAAGACAUAUUAAUAUUGAGCAACAUGGAAAAGAGAGGCUCUUGACUGUUACGGCUUUUAUCUUGUUUUUAUUUUUUUCAUUUUUUUUUACAUUUAUUUUAUUAUUAUUUUUUUUUCUAUCUGAACUUUUCUCUGAUUUUGUGAAAAUGCCUUAUACGCAUGAGGUACAUGUGUGUCUGAAUAGAAUUGCUCCAGAGUUGCCUUAUAAAGAUCAGAAUGCCCAUGUUCAAAUCAAUGCACCCCUCAUGAGAGAUACAAAUUCCAACUGACAAAUGGGGAAAUUCCUUAAUGGAAUUGCUUACAUUUUAGCACUUCUUCAGAAGAUUUUGGGCUGGAUUUUCAGAAUUUGUUGGUGCAGAAGAAAAAAUGUUUCAUUGUGUGUUUCUGCUGUAAAUUAGAAAUAUAGAAAUGUGUACAAGUGAAAUCUCUUCAGCUUUUGUGAGCUGUUGACAAGGAGGACCACAAGAAUGUACAGUAGGCAUAGCACUUAUAAUAACACUGUGUUAGUCAACAGAACUGGACUAGAUAGUUGGCUUAGAUAGUUUUAGCUUAGAUAGUUUUGAUGUGCUCUUGAGGUCAGAUUUUUCUCCCUACGAUUGAGGAGUGCACUUAUAAGUUUGAACCAUCAAAAGCAUGUUUGCACCUUUUAAUGUACAGUAUUUUGUAAAUUAUAGGCCACGGUGUGCAACAGGUGUGCAAGUGCAAGGAGUGGGCUAUUGACAUUUGAAGUGUGUGUGUGUGUGUGUGUGUGUGUGUGUGUGUGUGUGUGUGUGUGUGUGUGUGUGUGUGUGUGUGUGUGUGUGUGUGUGUGUGUGUGUGUGUGUGUGUGUGUGUGUGUGUGUGUGUGUGUGUGUGUGGUCCAAUGUCCAAUAAUUAAAGCGUAUGUGUUUCACAUGAAUGAAAAUUGAUCUCUGAUUGUGACAUUUAGGCUUAAGUCUGUCUGCUCCUGUAAUGGAGUCAUCUCUGCAUACAUUUCCCAACCAAAUAGGCAUGGUGCAUGAAGGAGCCAUCAUGGUGGAGUGUGGUCUGUGUACAGUUAGUCCUGUCUGUACUGAAUGACCAAAUGUAAGUGUAAUAAACAUAGUGUGUGAACCCCAAUACACACCUUUAUCGGUGCUGACUAUUGUAUAGCAUGAUGAAUUGUGAUGAUCACUGUUUUGUGUGCCUUGCUUCUUAUUUUAUAUAAAAAUAUUGGGGGAAUGCGAGGGAUCUUUUUCAGUGUUAUUAUAUUUUCAGCAAGAUUUUUAGGUUGAUUUUUACAAGUUCUUUGUGUAGGUGCUCAUGAUGUACCAUUGUGUGAAAUGUCAUUUUCCUAAAACGUUCCAUUAAAGCCUGAUUAAGUCUCUGCUG